UGCGGGGCUGUGAUUGAAGGUUGCCCCGGCGCCGAGGCCUUUUAUAUCGGGACUCGAGCGUCGUUUGUGCGUCUCCUCUCCGCCGCUUCGCUGACGGUCUGUCCCGGGGAGCUGAGAGGCGGACAGCCGCAGUGCAGCAGCAGCAGCAGCAGCAGCGCCCGGUUAUAACGAGGGAAGCGGCUCCUCUGCAGUGUUCAACGUGCAUUUCCCCUGUCCUGCCCAAUGCUUGAUGCGCUACAGCAUGACCACAGCAGCGGCGGCUCAUCUCAUACUUCUGGCAAAUGAAAAUGGAGGAGGUUUCAAUGUCCAGCCUGGACAACAGCAAGCUGGAGGGCCUAGCUCAGGACAUCCUGUCUGACCUGGUGGAGGAUGCAUGCCUGGGUCUUUGCUUCGACGUCCACCGGGCUGUCAAGCAGGGUUAUUUUUUCCUGGAUGACACGGACCAAGAAAGCAUGAGGGACUUUGAAAUCGUGGACCAGCCGGGACUGGACGUGUUUGGCCAGGUGUACAACCAGUGGAAAAACAAAGAGUGUGUGUGUCCCAACUGCAGCCGAAGCAUCGCCGCGUCCCGCUUCGCCCCGCACCUGGAGAAAUGUCUGGGGAUGGGACGCAACAGCAGCCGUAUAGCCAACCGCAGAAUAGUCACUGGUAAUAACACAAACAACAAAUCAGAGAGUGACCAAGAGGAUAAUGACGACGUCAAUGAUAAUGACUGGUCUUAUGGGGCAGAGAAGAAAGCUAAGAAAAGGAAAUCUGAUAAGAAUCCAAACUCACCCAGAAGAUCCAAAUCAUUCAAGCAUAAGAGCAGCAUGAUGGGUCCUAGACGUCGGCUGGACAACCAGGAGAGUCCGCGCAUGCUAAUGAAAGAUGAGGCAUUCCCUCAAUAACACACUCAGCCACAAAUACACGUUAUCUUGCCAUCAUGUGUGUGUGUGUGUGUGUGUGUGUGCACGUACCUACACACACUCAAGCACGGGGAGACCAACACUUCACCUUUGGUUCUUAAUCAUGUGAUAUCAAUGGACGUUGAAGGCAACAUUUAUGGUGUUCGCUGCUCUGCAGAAGCAGUCCAGACCUCCUACUGUAUACUUGACAGAUUUUAUUUUUCUUCCACAAAGUCAUUGUACCAACACUCAUUUUAUUUUUGUUGAGUUAGUUUUUUUGUUUUGUUUUUUUUGCUGCAGUCCCAAAUAAUAAAUAUCAGCGCACACGAUUUGACUGCACAGAAGUAGAUUGUGUUGUAAAUGCAUCCAAUGGCCCGAACACAGGGCAGCUGUGUGCGCCCACAAUAUGUUGUUUCUUAAAAUACACAAAUGAUUAGGCAUUAGGUGUAGUUAAAGUUUCCUCACCUGUUUAAAAAAAAAAAAGAUCUCAUUCUUUGAAAAAAAAUUACGUCAAAGACAAUCUUUGUUAGUUGUUUGUCUUUUUAUUUUCACAUUCAUUGUCGGGCUCAGAGCUCUCCAGUUGAAUUGUAACCCUGUGUGUGUGUGUGUGUGUGUGUGUGUGUGUGUGUGUGUGUGUGUGUGUGUGUGUGUGUGUGUGUGUGUGUGUGUGUGUGUGUGUGUGUGUGUGUGUGUGUGUGUGUGAGAGAGAAAUAAUUCACCUGUGGAAACUUGUUCUGAAAAUGUUCAGUAAAUGAACCCCUAAUUGUACAAGCAGGUAUUUACUUCAGAAAGCAGCAGGUUUCUUUUUUGAUUUUUGUUUUUUUUUGGUGGAUAGACCGGCUUGUUUUCUAGCAUUGAAAUGAUGUGUUCGUAUCAUGUGUUUACAUUGUAAAGGGUGACAUAUAUCCUUUUUGUGUGACGUGUUAGUGUAAAUAUUCCAAUAGUUCAAUUGCUGCUAUCAUGGCUCAGUUUGUUUCAUCUGUCUAGCAUAAUAAAUGAUUUGUUACCUC
Messenger RNA from Hippoglossus stenolepis (Pacific halibut), 1894 nucleotides. RefSeq names its product ataxin 7 like 3b (gene atxn7l3b). Gene Ontology annotation, cellular component: SAGA complex; DUBm complex. NCBI's taxonomy places the organism in Eukaryota, Metazoa, Chordata, Actinopteri, Pleuronectiformes, Pleuronectidae. The transcript is spliced from 9 exons. The record is from RefSeq and is a predicted model, not a curated record. Gene Ontology annotation, molecular function: transcription coactivator activity. The coding region runs from base 282 to 887 and encodes 201 amino acids. Gene Ontology annotation, biological process: positive regulation of DNA-templated transcription; regulation of transcription by RNA polymerase II.